CAAAUCGAUUCAUGGUUGUUUACAAUUUAAAGCAAUUUAUUUCGGACGUGUUAACGAAAGUGUGUAUUUUAAAAGAAAUCUGUUUUUUAGGGCUGUUGUCCAUGAAACAUCAUUUUAGAAAUUGAUAAUUAUAUUUAGUAGGUAAUUUUUAUUUUUUUUUCCCGGAAAAAAUCUAUGUUUUGGGAGAGCCUUGAAGAAACGUGUUGAGUGUGUUGCACAUUCCUUGUGGACCACUUACAACUAGCCAGCUAACAUGUCUAUGUGGAAGAAAGCAUCGAAAACCAAUCAGAAGGUUCACAGGGAGCGACACCAACCAGAAAGCAGGAAGCACCUGGGCCUGCUCGAGAAGAAGAAAGACUACAAAGCUCGGGCCAGAGAUCACCACACAAAAGAAUGCACACUGAAGGGGCUGAGAAAGCGUGCCUUGAAUAGAAAUCCAGAUGAGUUCUACUUUCACAUGAUCAACUCCCGCGUGGUGGAUGGCAUGCACCAUGAACUAGAAAAAGAUGAUGAGCACACUCCGGAUCAGAUUCGCCUCAUGCAGACCCAAGAUCUCCGUUACAUCUCAACCAGAAGGACCAUCGAAGCAAAGAAAAUAGAUCACUUGCAGUCGGAGCUUCACAUGCUGGAUGCGGCAAACAAGACCAGAAAUAAGCACAUCUUCUUUGUCGAUACUCUGCGUGAAGCUAGGAAAUUUGAUGUGGUCCAGCAUUUGGAAACGCAUCCGGCACUGCUGGAUCGUAAGAUCAAUCGGCCGAGACUGGCAGAUUUGGAAAAGCUCUCGCUCCCAGCUGUGGACGAAGCCACAGUUCAAGCGGCGACAUUCAAGAAGGUGGCAGCGUACAAGCAGCUGAAGAAGAGGAUUGAUCGAGAGAAGGAACUUAGUGUGAUUCAGCGAAAACUUGAGUUGAAGAGACAUUUACACAGUAAGAAGGAGGAAGUUCCAAAAAGAAUCAAACCAGGAACCAAGACUGCGCCACCCGUUUACGAAUGGAAAUAUGAAAGAAAACGGUAACAAAUUCUGUUUGUAAGGGCCUUUGUAUUGUACCACAUAAAGUGUAAAGAAAACUGUAACAAAUUCUGUUUGUAAGGGCCUUUGUAUUGUACCACAUAAAGUGUUAUUCAUGAAAUUACUAUAAAAAAAAUGUCCUUAUGUUGAGCCAAUAAUAAUUAUGAGAAACAUAAGGAAAUGUAUUCACAAUUCAGACAACUCUUACUUUAUACACAACAGUGUCCCAUUGUGGCUUCUCUUGCUAUCUUAAAUUUGCACAGAUUACAUCAAUCUUUGACAAAAAAAACUUUGAAUUGUGUUAAAAGAAUUUUCUUUCUACCUAUGUACUAAAGGUCUCAAUACAUUGUUUUGCAGAGCUUCAAAAUAUUUUAAAAUAAAUUACAUAGAAGGGAAUAUAAAUAUUGCCUAUAAUUAUGUAAAUAAAGCACUCAAGUUUCUAAAAAAAAACACAAUUUUAUUUAACCAUUCAACACACUUGAUACAUUUUAAUAUAAAUGUUUUAAAACAAAAUCAUUUUUACGGUAACAGAACCUACAUAACUGUUAAUUUGCACACAACAUUUUCACAGGAUGUCUUAAAAGUAACUAUAAAAAUAAUAUUAUACACCUAGAAUUUCAAUUUAUUUAUAUUAAAACUUUUUUAAUAACCAAUUUAUGCAGAGCAUGAAAAUAAAUUAUUGUGCAAGUUCAGCUGUUGGCACUAGAUGUAGGGUUUGUAUAUUGUGCAGUUUAAUAAAUAAAAUACUGUCAAAAGUUAAAAUAACAAA
Messenger RNA from Bacillus rossius redtenbacheri, 1778 nucleotides. RefSeq names its product probable U3 small nucleolar RNA-associated protein 11. Lineage: Eukaryota; Metazoa; Arthropoda; Insecta; Phasmatodea; Bacillidae. Gene Ontology annotation, cellular component: small-subunit processome; nucleolus. The record is from RefSeq and is a predicted model, not a curated record. The coding region runs from base 254 to 1015 and encodes 253 amino acids. Gene Ontology annotation, biological process: rRNA processing. The transcript has 2 exons.